UCCAUCGGUCCGCAGGAGCACUGUGCCACACUUCGGGGCAUUUCAAUCAGACGAAUUCGUGAACGUAACCGACACCGAGCAUCCAGAAGAGAUUGAUCAGCCGCCGGUUCAUCUGAUCGAUAAUGUGACUUGAAUUACUCAGUGCAAUCAGUUCGUCACGCUGCUAAAAAUAUAAAAAAAAUAUUUAUAAGAGAAAGAAAAACCAAAUUAAUAACAUCAAAUAACGUGCAAUGAAAGUGAACGAGCGUCUCCUCUCACUGCGUUUGUAGUGCACUUAUAAAGUAUCCAAUUAAAUGGGACUCCGGCUCCGGCUGCGGCUCCUCAGACAACAAUAACAGAAAAAUACCUGCCGGGGGGCAAUAAAAAUAAUAGCAGCUUUGUGUCAAUAAAACAAUGCGAAAUGUUUUGAUAUGAAAGCGGAGGACUGCGCAGGAAAGCGAUUGCAUUAAUUAACCGGACGUGCAACUGGACACAAUGACCGCAGCUGGGCCGCGCUCCUGCUCCACCAACUCCAGGGAUAUGGCAGGAUAUGGCUGGGCCUAGGCGGGCUGCUGCCGGAGAUAGCCACACUCGAUUGAGAACCCAACUGGCCGAUCCAUGGCUGUCAACUUGCAGCUGAAUAAUUUAAGCGUCAUUUAUCCAUCGCUCAUGUAUGUGGCCGCCUCCUCUCCCUCCUCUCCCUCCUCCCUUCGGGGAUUGGGCCUGGGAGUGGGUGGUCUGCCGGAGAACAUAUCCAUCGUGUACGAGGAUGCGGCCAACGGGACGGGUGGAGGCAGUGGAUAUCCCAGCGGCCCGAACGGAACGGAUGCAGUGGCUCUCACCGAACCCGGACCCACGGCACCCGUGACCACAUUUAAUUACUACAACGAGUCGGCAGCGGCCGCCGAGUGGGCGCACUUCUACGACCUGGUGCUCUCCUGGCAGGGCAUCAUCCUGAUUGCCGUCUUUGCCACCUUCAUCGUGGUCACCGUCAUCGGGAACACCCUGGUGAUACUGGCCAUAUUGACCACUCGCCGGCUCCGCACCAUUACCAACUGCUUUGUGAUGAGCCUGGCGGUGGCCGACCUCCUCGUGGGCAUCUUCGUCAUGCCCCCCGCCGUCGCCGUCCAUCUCAUAGGCUCGUGGCAACUGGGCUGGGUGCUCUGCGACAUUUGGAUCUCCCUGGACGUGCUCCUCUGCACGGCCUCCAUUCUCAGCCUGUGCGCCAUCAGUGUGGACAGAUAUUUGGCCGUGACCAGGCCGCUCACGUACUCCCGUAAACGGCGCUCGAAACGAUUGGCCCUCAUCAUGAUCCUAAUCGUCUGGCUGCUCGCGUUGGCCAUCACCUGUCCCCCCAUGCUGGGAUGGUACGAGCCAGGACGAAGGGACCUCCGCGAGUGCCGAUACAACCAGAACGAGGGCUACGUCAUCUUCUCGGCCAUGGGCUCCUUCUUCAUACCCAUGGCAGUCAUGAUUUAUGUGUAUGCAAGAAUUUCCUGUGUCAUUGCAUCCAGGCACGACAAUAUGACCGACAUAAGUGUUCACAACAAGAAAUUCAAGCGCUACACGGCAGCGGACGUAGAGAACGAGCUGUCGGAGCAGGAGCAGCACAGCUCGGUGGGGCAGCGCCAGAGACAGGCCACAUCGAGGACCUUCUCCAACCAGACGAUAGCCAAGGAGCUGCACGACAUGAUGCUCAGCGACAGCGACAACUGUGCGCCAGUGGGCGCUGGAGGAGCAGGAGGCGCUGCAGGAGGAGGAGGAGGAGGAGGAGGAGGAGGAGGUGGUGCCACUGGCGGCACCCACUGUCAAUCCCUGCUGGCCCUUCCCUCCGGCGGAGGAGGCGCCUCCAUGGGUUGCGCCAAGAAUGGGUGCUACGAACUCACACGACCCUCCUCGCUGAAGCGCGCUUCCACCGCCUCCACGACCAUUACCACAAUGACGAGUGGCAUGGGGCCGGGCAGCAGUCUCCUGGACGCGCAGUGGCAGUCCCAGCCGCCGGCUCACACGGGACAGUCGCAGGCCCACUCCCUCUCGCAGCCACCGCGAACACACAGCUUUAGGCAUUCGCAUGGGGAGCGGGAGCGGGAGAGGGAGAGGGAGAGACUGAGGAGCCAUCACCACCAUCCGCAUUAUCAUCACCAGGCGGGCGUGACCACCACAUCGAGCAGCGGGAACACCAGCGGAAACACCAACAGUAAAUCGCUGUCCAAUCGCAUUACGUCGCUGAAGAAGGAGAACAAGACCACCCAAACCCUGAGCAUUGUGGUGGGCGGCUUCAUCGCCUGCUGGCUGCCCUUCUUCAUCAACUAUCUGAUCACCCCCUUCCUGGCCGAGCACCAGGCCAGCCAAAUGCUGGCCAAGGCCCUCACCUGGCUGGGAUGGUUCAACAGCGCCAUCAAUCCCUUCAUCUACGCCUUCUACAGCGUCGACUUCCGGGCGGCCUUCUGGCGCCUCACCUGCAAACGCUUCUUCAGCGCCGGCCAGAAGCCGCAGUUCCCCACGAACACCAUGUCCAUCAGGCGAUAGAGUUGGACUGGACUCGCCCGGAAGGACAGGACGGCAACCCUUCGAGCCCUGAACAAAUUGCCCCGCAUAACAUAUUAUUAACAUAUUCAUUAACUUUAGACGCGUCGGCGGCGAAGAAGGUGUGGUCCCUAAUUGCACCCACAGUCCAUGUGUAAUUGUUCUCCAGUUUCUCGUAUAGUUUAUUUCAUCGUCAGGGUUUGCUUCCGAUUCUGGAUCAUUUUGCACUUAGGAGACGAGCCUCGCCCACCAGGAAUUCCACUGGUUUCAGUUGACCUUUCAGAAAUGCCAGGCCAUUACAGCAUUUUCAAGCAGUCUAUAGGGAAACGUCUUACCGCAGACACUCAACUGAUUUAACAUAACAAUCGGCAUCUUUCUUGACUCAGAACACAAAUAAUAUCUCUAAUUUGUUUGUACGCAUAAAAGGUUUUUAUCAUAUUUACUUCCAAAUUUUCCUAAGCUUCGAGAUAAACACUUCCACUGUUGCGAAAAUUUAUGGAAAU
Messenger RNA from Drosophila teissieri, 3008 nucleotides. Its product is annotated as D(2) dopamine receptor. Gene Ontology annotation, cellular component: membrane. Lineage: Eukaryota; Metazoa; Arthropoda; Insecta; Diptera; Drosophilidae. The record is from RefSeq and is a predicted model, not a curated record. The coding region runs from base 598 to 2508 and encodes 636 amino acids. Gene Ontology annotation, biological process: adenylate cyclase-activating adrenergic receptor signaling pathway. Gene Ontology annotation, molecular function: G protein-coupled receptor activity. The transcript has 6 exons.